This is a messenger RNA of Ambispora leptoticha, 160 nucleotides long. Lineage: Eukaryota; Fungi; Glomeromycota; Glomeromycetes; Archaeosporales; Ambisporaceae. The record is from the annotation of a GenBank genome assembly.
UAAAUGACCCAGUUAAUGACUUAGUUAACGAUCUAGUUAAUGACCCAAUUAAUGACCUAGUUAAUGACCUAGUUAACGAUCUAGUUAACAACUCAGUUAAUGACCCUUUUAACAACCCAGUUAACGACUCAGUUAACGACCUGUUAACAUACCUGUUAAC